Messenger RNA from Thunnus maccoyii (southern bluefin tuna), 2275 nucleotides. RefSeq names its product F-box and leucine-rich repeat protein 15 (gene fbxl15). NCBI's taxonomy places the organism in Eukaryota, Metazoa, Chordata, Actinopteri, Scombriformes, Scombridae. The record is from RefSeq and is a predicted model, not a curated record. Bases 518 to 1396 code for a protein of 292 amino acids. Gene Ontology annotation, cellular component: SCF ubiquitin ligase complex. Gene Ontology annotation, biological process: SCF-dependent proteasomal ubiquitin-dependent protein catabolic process. Gene Ontology annotation, molecular function: protein binding. The transcript is spliced from 5 exons.
CUUUACUGCCUCGUAAACGCCAACGUCCAUCUUUACAGUAGGCAGAAAUCUCUAAAAUACGACGCCCUCGACAUUCAUAUAGGUAUAUCUUUGGUAGAAAGCGACAAGAAAUUCACUCCUUAUUCACAAGGUGGUGAUAAUUAUUGUUUUAGUUAAGUAAAAUGGCACAGAAUUGGGCUACGUUGUGCUGAAAUAACAAAACGAGUGGGGAAAAAAUAGCCUUCAAAGUGGAUAACAUUGGUUUUAAUCUAUGAAAAGAGUUAAUACUGUAUCACAGUGACCAUCACUUCCUAAUACUGAUUCAGUCUCCAUAUGUUGAAAAAUUCACCCUUGUUUGAUAGUUAAUGUGCCACCCGAUCUUAAUAUAAUGUAGCUUUUUCCGACAGUAAGCGAAGGCAGCAUUGGGCUUGGUUAUUCUUCAAUUGCUCGCAAAAUGCUGAAGGAAAAUAUAUUAUUUUGGCAUCUUUGUGGAGAACAAAACGUCCUUAAAAACUCUGUAUAACAAAUCCAAGCCAUAAUGGAUGAAGAGGCAAAAACACGAACAUGUCAUCUUUUGGAUUUGCCCUGGGAGGAUGUACUAAUUCCUCACAUUUUAUGCCAUUUGCCACUGCAACACAUUGUCAGCUUGCAGAGGGUGAGCAAGCAGUUCCAUAACCUCAUCCAGGUGUAUCUAGCCAACUGCAGGACAUUUGAUCUGUCCCCGGUUGGACCAUGCAUCCCCAAGGAGGCGUUUUGCUCCAUGUUAAAGGACAACAAAGUUCUCCAGAGCCUGUCACUUCAGAACUGUUCAGACUGGGUGACAGACCAGGAGCUGCUGCCAGUUAUCGGCCAGAACCAGCAUCUGCUGAGAGUGGACAUGAGCGGGUGUGCUUGGCUCACCCGCCACUCCCUGGUGGCUGUGUCAUUGAGCUGCAUGCACCUCCAGCACUUGGGCCUGGCACACUGUGAGUGGGUGGACAGCCUGUCCCUGCGCAGCCUGGCUGACCACUGCGGGGGGCUGCAGUCCAUCGACCUCACCGCCUGCCGCCAGCUCAAGGACGACGCCAUCUGCUACCUGGCCAAGAAGUGUUUGAAGUUGACGUCUCUAUCUUUGGCAGUCAAUGCCAAUGUUACUGACGAGUCGGUGGAGGAGGUGGCCAAGAACUGCAGGGGCCUGGAGCAGCUGGACCUGACAGGUUGCCUGCGGGUCAGGAACCAGUCCAUCAGGACGCUUGCAGAGUACUGCCCGAAGCUGCAGUCCCUGAAGGUGAAUCAUUGCCACAAUGUGACAGAAUCAAGCCUCGAUCCUCUACGAAAACGCAACGUAGUGAUUGAUGUUGAGCCACCUUUACAGAGGGCACUGGUACUUCUUCAGGAUGUGCUGGGUUUUGCUCCUUUUAUCAAUCUCCAGAUAUAGCUAAAGGGCCAUCUGUCUGUCCAACAAGUGCACACAGGUAGGUGUCUUCACAUCAGAGUCGAUCACCAUCAGCUGCAUCACAUGGGCAUGUGGAUUCUUCUGAGAAAUGUGAAGACAAUCCAAGAAGACAUGUAUGAGUUGCACUUAUGUUGGUGUGCCAAAAUAAUGUGGACAAAAAAAAAAAAAAACCUCACUUGAAUAUGAUCAAAGAUGCUUAUUUAAGAAGAAACUGAAAACAAUUCUCUUGCAUAUGACUGAUGAAAGCCAUGUACUUUUAAGAAUUGCUGCGUCAUGUUCAAAAGAUGUCACUGAACUUUUUCUUAAUCUUUCAGUGUUGUGAUAAAGUGACUUUUUUGAGGCGCAGUUCGAAGUACAGCAUUUUGUUUUGUUGGUUUUUAAACAAGGUUCUUUGUGUAUAUGACAUUGUAAGAAGCAGUUAUCUUAUGUUUCAUUUAGAAACAUUUAAAAAAUGUUUGAGUUUAAUUAAACAUUUUAUUCUGCAUGUAUGUGCCAACAUCAAUAUUCUGUCACUUAACACAGGUUGUGUCUGGCCAUUGGUUUUAUUUGUACAGGUUUUAUUGUCUCCACUACUGCUGAGACUUCUGCUGCCACCGCAGUACAAUAAAGGUGGAUGCAAUUGCUUUUGUGCUGUUGAUCGUCUGUCUUCCAGAAGCUCCUCGCUCCUCAGGAUCAUCCACAGACCUCACUGUCAUUAAAAAUGUUAAUUUCUUACUCUAUUAUUACUCUACUAUUACACCAAAACUAUGUUCAUUGCUGAAUCCCAUGAGGGUUAAUUGGAAAAUUGAAUUUUUGUGACGUUAGUGAAGCAACCCUUGCAAUCCAUAUUGUUAAUAAAUGCAUCCUAGUCUUUGAAAUAAG